Oncorhynchus gorbuscha (pink salmon) is the source of this 3239-nucleotide messenger RNA. Its product is annotated as gamma-aminobutyric acid receptor subunit rho-2-like. Bases 511 to 2049 code for a protein of 512 amino acids. Gene Ontology annotation, molecular function: neurotransmitter receptor activity; GABA-A receptor activity; extracellular ligand-gated monoatomic ion channel activity. NCBI's taxonomy places the organism in Eukaryota, Metazoa, Chordata, Actinopteri, Salmoniformes, Salmonidae. Gene Ontology annotation, biological process: monoatomic ion transmembrane transport; signal transduction; chemical synaptic transmission. The transcript has 10 exons. The record is from RefSeq and is a predicted model, not a curated record. Gene Ontology annotation, cellular component: synapse; neuron projection; GABA-A receptor complex.
UAAAGUGGGCAUAAUCUAUCCCUAUAAAAAGUGUUUGUAUAUUUUGCCCACACAUUCCGCAACCUCAGUAUCUCCACUCAAAAACGAAUCAGACCAAGAUUAGUUGUAGCAAUCCCUCUCUGCGCCCCCGUACAUUGGAGGUUGUGUUAUUAUUAGGUUACAUACCUAUUCCCGGGUUUUAUCAAGCAUGUUAAAAAUGACAGCUGUGUAGACCCGGAGCUCCCUGCCUGCGUGUUCGCUGCGACGAUGACCAACGGUGACUGGGGGCACUGGGCAUCAAAACAGCUGUGCAGUUGCUAACCAAUGACAAUCGGAAGAAUCCUCUCGGAGUAUAGAUUCCCAAGCGGCCGUAUUCAAACACAACCUACACAUUAUCAAACCAUCGCAGUUGCAAUGCAAUGCCUGUCUGAACGCUUGGUUUCCCGUGAGCGUACAAAGCCGUGUGCCUGUAGGUCAAUUUAACGAGGCUUUUGGAGUAACUUGUGGAAUUUUAGACUUGCACGCAUAACGAUGCCUUAUCUGACUAAAUCGCUGUUUUUAUUAUUCUGUCUGGUGGUUACCGGGGAAUGCCGUAAUCACGGACACCGAGUACGGAGAUGGACGGGUACGGUGGAGACGGCAAAGCAUGGCACAGAGACAGCAAAUCAUGGCACCUCCUUGACAAAGAAGCCUCCAGAUGUGACCAAAAAUCGCAAGCUGAAGACAGAGCAGCUUCUGAAAGUAGAUGAUCAUGAUUUCACCAUGAGGCCAGCAUUUGGAGGCCCGGCUAUUCCUGUUGGAGUGGACGUACAAGUGGAAAGCUUGGACAGCAUCUCAGAAGUAGACAUGGACUUCACCAUGACUCUGUACCUGAGACACUAUUGGAAGGAUGAGCGUCUGACCUUCACCAGCUCCACCAAUAAGAGCAUGACAUUUGACGGGCGUCUGGUGAAGAAGAUCUGGGUGCCAGAUGUGUUCUUUGUCCACUCCAAGAGAUCCUUCAUCCAUGACACCACCACAGACAACAUCAUGCUCAGGGUCUUUCCCGACGGACACGUCCUCUACAGCCUGAGGGUGACAGUGACCGCAGCCUGUAACAUGGACUUCAGUCGCUUUCCUCUGGACACCCAGACCUGCUCACUGGAGCUGGAGAGCUAUGCCUAUACGGAUGAGGACCUGAUGCUGUACUGGAAGAGUGGGGAUGAGUCCUUGAGUACGGACGACCGUAUCUCCCUUUCUCAGUUCCUCAUCCAGAAGUUCCACACCACCUCUCACCUGGCGUUCUACAGCAGCACAGGCUGGUACAAUCGUCUGUACAUCAACUUUACCCUGCGGAGACACAUCUUCUUCUUCCUGCUUCAGACCUACUUCCCUGCCACCCUCAUGGUCAUGCUGUCCUGGGUGUCCUUCUGGAUCGACCGCAGGGCCGUCCCAGCCCGCGUCUCGCUGGGUAUCACCACAGUGCUCACCAUGUCCACCAUCAUUACUGGCGUGAACGCCUCCAUGCCCAGAGUGUCCUACAUCAAGGCUGUGGACAUCUACCUGUGGGUCAGCUUUGUGUUUGUCUUCCUAUCUGUGCUGGAGUACGCUGCCGUCAACUACCUGUCCACCGUGCAGGACCGCAGGGAACGUAAGAUGCGAGACGAGAUAAGAGAAAGGGCCAGGUCACAGUCGCUGCCCUGCACCUGUGGCAUGUCCCAGACCAGGACCAUGAUAUUAGACGGGAACUACAGCGAGGCGGACACCAACAGCCUGGCAGGCUACACCUCGGGAACUAUGGUGUCCGAGGAGGAUGUGGAGAUGCCACAUGAGGUGAUGAACGAGAAGCAGACUCCUGGGGAGCACAUGGUGGUCCACCUGUCUGUCAGUAGCGAGUCCACAACCACCAAGAAGAAAGGUAAGUGUGACUCACUCACGAAUGACGGGAGAUUGCGAAAGUCUAAGAGACGGAGACUAUGUGGAUAUUUGGCACUGAUGGACAAAGAGAAAAGCCCCAGAGAGAGAGACCGAGACAUUCUUCAUCAUCCCACUGUAGUUUGUGAAUUUCUGUCAAUCGAUUCCACAGGUUGAGUCAUAGUUCUGCAAGUACAUAUCAGCUGUUGUUUAAAAACUCUUUUGUCCAAAUAACUAUCAUUUCAAGUCUUUUGUACUCUGGGCUUGGCAUUUGACAACAGAGGUGUGUCUACAAUGUUGUUAGCUUUUCAUUCAGGUCUAUUUGGCAUUCAGGUCUAAGUACCAGUUCAGUCUGUUGAAUCAGCUCAGUGUUUAACAGAGUUGAGUUUAAUGGGUGCGUACAAAAUGGCACCCUAUACUCUUUAUAAUGGACUACUCUGGGCAAAAGUAGUGCACUAUAUAGGAAAUAGGGUGCCAUUUGGGAUGGACAUGAUGCUUUGGAUUAGAGAAUCUGCUACAUAUGUGAAAUGUUAUGAUGCAAUAUACUACAGUGUGUGUGUGUAUAUAUAUAAUGGUUUGUGGUUCAAGUGAGGUCUUAGUGCUGCUAAAACAGCUGUGAAGUCAUUAAAGCACAACAGUAACAAUAAUGUAGAGCAUUUCAAGCUGUGAACAACAGUUACUGGGACAUUUGUAGCUUACUGUGUAAAGGAACUGAGGAAUUGUGUAUAGAUAUGUAUUUUCCUUUCUCUGAUACCUCUCAUAUGGUCAUUAUUGUAUGGUUAUAUGCCAUUGUAAAAAAAGAAUUUAGGCCUACAAUGUAAAUAUAUAAAUCUAAAAACAAAUACCUUGUAUUGUGCCACUGUAGCACUUAAUAAAGAUUUGUGUAAUGAAUUACAUGUUUAAAAACAUCUAAGGUGUCCCAUGUCAUCGUACCUUAACAAGCUACAGCCACAAAAGGCAGCACAUGGCUUUGCUUGAGAUAUUGACCUUAAAUGUACAGUAUAGAAGAUUUUUGCCUAAAACUAAAUAUACUUUUAUUUUGAGCACUAGAGGCUUUAAUAGUCCGGUGAGAAGCUGCAACCCUAAAAUUAGAUGAACGAUUCUAUUCUCAUUCUAAUUACGUGGCUGGAACAGCUUUUAGUAAACACUUUUUUUGUUGUCAAUGUGUGAGCAGAAAUUGGCUUUAAGUAAAUGCAGCUGUAGGCUUUCUUCACUAGACAAGUUCGCAUUAGUUUUGUGAAACCAUAAUACUACUUUAGCCAUUCCAUUUUGAAUAGGGAGUCACUACAGGAAACUAUUUUCCUGUAUCACCAUGUAGAUAUUUUUCAUUAUGAAAAUAAAAUGUAUUGUAUAAUUUGGUGGUAUUA